AUGAAGAACAUCGUGAUUGUAGGAGCCAACACCCUUGCCAAGAGACUACCUGACGACUACCGCGUCGUGCUCAUUGACGCAAACGCAUUCGCGACGCAUCUCCCCGCCAUCGUGCGCGCGCUCGUCGUCCCGGACUCAGAGAAGAAGAAUCUGACCGCGGACCUGACAACGGCGACAGUGUUUCCGGCCAAUUCGCGGCAUGUUGCCGUCCAAGCGCGCGUGGUGGAGUUGAAGGAGAGCAGUGUAGUCCUCGAUCGGGAAUGGGAAGGAAGCACGGAAGUGUUCUUCGAUAAAUGCAUCCUGGCGACGGGAGCCUGGCAGGCGUCCCCGAUGCGGCCUGGGCUCGGCGCAACGCGGCAAGGAUACCUGUCCGAGCUGCGCGAGUCGCAGUCGUCGUUCGGAAAGGCAGAGCGCGUGCUCAUUGUCGGUGGCGGAGCGGCUGGUGUCGAGAUCGCAGGCGAGCUGUCGACGCACUUCCCGGAAAAGCGGAUCACACUCGUGCAUUCCCAUGACCGACUCCUCGUCACAAAGGGCUGGUACCUUGUCCCCGAGUGGGUGUCGGAGCGUCUUCACACACAACUGGAAGCGCGCGGAGUCAUGAUUCAUCUGAACGAGCGCGUGGCCGAGAAGGGAGGAGCGUACUUCACGUCUGCUGGCGAGGUAGUGGCCGACUAUGUCUUUUGGGCUGUCGGCAAUAAGCCGAACACCUCGCUGGUGCACCCCGAUCACCUCACCUCUACGGGAACAGUGAUAGUCGAUGACCAGUUCCGCACCCCUCUACCUGGCGUCUAUGCCGCUGGAGACGCCUGCAGCACGCCGGGGCGGAAGACGGCAGGACUUGCAAACUGGGAAGGCGCUGCCUGCGCCUCGGCGGUCCUCGCCCACAUGUCUGGAAAAGACGCGCGACAGCGAGCAGGCAAGAUCAACAAUGGCAUCCUGAUCCCUCUCGGCGACGGUCGACCAACGAGCAUCCCAGGCGAUGGGAUUGGGGCUGGAGCCAUCGAUCUCGGCUGGUUCGGCAUCUGGGUUGCAAGAGGGGGAGAGUGGGGUGACAUGCAUAGAGUGCCCGCGGUCUGCGGAAAGAACAAAGGGCUAGAGGUGGACAAGUGGGGCUCACCUCGGGGCAAGCCUCGGUUACCGCGCCAUGUUGAUAACGCCCAUUCACCGCGUUCGGGGGGAAUGAAGAACAUUGUCGUCGUAGGCGCUGCGAACGCGCUCGCGGGGUCGCUCUGGCGCGGCGACCGCGUGGUUUUAAUUGACGCAAACGACUUUGCCGUCCACGUCCCGCUCGUUCCCCGCUCGCUAGUCACUGGCGAAGUCAGGUCCGCGCCGCUUCGCACCUCCACCGUGUUCAAACCGGGACACCAUGUCGUUGUGCGCGCGCGCGUGAUUGCGGUUCGCGAUGGGGAGGUGGAGCUCGACACCGAGUUUGAGGGCAGCACACGCAUCAAGUUUGCCGCGUGCAUCCUCGCCCUGGGAUCGGCUGGAAUCGGCAAGCCGGAGCUUGGAAUGAGUUUGGAGACGUAUAAGCGGGGGAUUGAGGAGGAAUCAGAAACAAUCCGGGACGCAAAGGAGGUGCUCAUCGCUGGCGGAGGUCCGACAGGCGUCACGCUCGCCGCAGAGUUGACACAGGCUUACCCCGACAAGCGGCUCGUGCUCGUCCACUGCCGGCAGUAUCUGGCAUACAGCCGGAGAGACGGAGAGUCUUACCAGCUGACCGAGGGGCAGAAAGCGAUCUCGGAGCAGCUCUUCGGCCCAUUAUGCGCGCGCGGCGUUUGGAUUCACGUCAACGAGCGCGUCAGCCCAGACGGGAAGAUGCUCGAGCUCGUCGGGACGCCCGUCACGGCGCAUGUUUUGUGGUGCGAUGGCCCAAAGGUCGCGGAGCGCACAGACCUUCUCGACCGGAAUCUCGUGGGGCCGGACGGCCGCAUCGGCGUCGACGAGUACUUCCGCACCAAGAUGCCGAACGUCUAUGCUGUUGGCGACUGUGCCGACACGGAGGGACGCAACACGAUAGCCCAGGCCAUGCGGGAAGGAGCAGCGUGCGCGCGGAUCCUCCUUGCUCACCUUGGGGGGAAGGGCGCCGAGUACGACCAGAUGGAGGACGAGACGUACGUCGUUCCCCUCGGGCCGAAGGGAGGGACAUACCCCCGUGCCGUGGACGGCUACGAGGACGGCGCUGGCGCAGGCAUUGUCGAUUUCGGCUGGCUCGGCACCUGGCCCGCGCCAGAUUGGUAUCUCACGCGGAUGCACCGCGACUACUUUCACUCCUCGUUCCGGGGUCUGUUCAAGGGAGCUGAGAGUGUGUAA
This is a messenger RNA of Trichosporon asahii var. asahii CBS 2479, 2310 nucleotides long. RefSeq lists its product as uncharacterized. The coding region runs from base 1 to 2310 and encodes 769 amino acids. The record is from RefSeq and is a predicted model, not a curated record. NCBI's taxonomy places the organism in Eukaryota, Fungi, Basidiomycota, Tremellomycetes, Trichosporonales, Trichosporonaceae. Gene Ontology annotation, molecular function: flavin adenine dinucleotide binding; electron-transferring-flavoprotein dehydrogenase activity. Gene Ontology annotation, cellular component: cytoplasm. The transcript is spliced from 6 exons.